AUGUCUUCGAAACUCGCCUUCAUCACCGGAGCCACGGGCUUCAUCGGCGCCCAGGUUGCCGCAUCGGCCCUCGGCGAAGGGUACAAUCUGCGAUUGAGCGUGCGAAGGGCAGAGCAGAUCGAGAAGCUCAAGGAUGUUUUCCGCAACGACGCCGAUAGGCUUCAGUUCGUUGUCGUGUCCGACAUCUCCAAGCCCCACGCAUUCGACGAUGCUCUGGACAAGGUUGACAUAAUUUUACACAUCGCAUCGCCAAUGCCCGGAAAGGGGACCGACCUUCACAAAGACUACCUCGAUCCGGCUGUCAGGGGCACGCUGUCCAUCCUGGAGUCCGCCCAGAAGGUGUCCAGCGUCACCAAAGUGGUGGUCAUGUCAUCGAUGCUGGCCAUUGGUCCCGUCGACUUGGUUAUGAACACGGACCAGUAUGUCCCUGCAAAUACCGGCAAAAGACAAGAACUCGACCUUGAAGCGCUGUUCCCCAACAACACGGGUCACAGCAACGUCAUGUACGUGGCCUCCAAGAUUCUGGCCCAUCAGGCGGCGCUGGACUGGAUCAAGGAGCACAAGCCGGCUUUCAAGCUGGUCACGAUCCACCCGGGCUUUGUGCUGGGCCCUAGCCUGAUCCGCAAGACGGCCGACGACAUUGACGGCAUCAACGCCUGGUUCUGGCAGUCGCUCCAGCUGCCGGCGCCCACUUUCCCGCCUGUCAUUGUCGACGUGCGCGACGUGGCCGAGCUGUGUAUCAAGGCCGCCAAGGAGAACCUGCCCGACGGCUACGAGCUGGUUGCCGCAGGCGCGCCGACGACAUGGAAGGACAUGGCGGCGUGGGUGAGAAAAGAAUACCCACAGCUGGAGACGAAGUUGGUGGAGGACGGGCCGGUUCCCUUCAGGGUGGACAACGACGUGCUCGGGAUGAAGUGGCGGCCGCUGGCAGAGACGCUGAGAGACUUAAUCGACCAGCAGCUCGCUUUACAAAAGGGCAACUAA
Trichoderma citrinoviride is the source of this 984-nucleotide messenger RNA. RefSeq names its product NAD(P)-binding protein. The transcript has 2 exons. Bases 1 to 984 code for a protein of 327 amino acids. The record is from RefSeq and is a predicted model, not a curated record. Gene Ontology annotation, molecular function: oxidoreductase activity, acting on the CH-OH group of donors, NAD or NADP as acceptor. Lineage: Eukaryota; Fungi; Ascomycota; Sordariomycetes; Hypocreales; Hypocreaceae.